CUUCCGGUUCUUAUCCACCCACCUGAACCACGACUACAGCCAAAACAUACAGGAUCUUCCUAGUCUUCUGCAAUUACCAUUCUUUCCCCUCAAUGACUAUCCGUUCAGUAUCAGAAAACGCGAUAGCAGUCUUCUGUGGCUCCUCUUCAGGCAAUCACCCAGCAUACAUUCGAGCAGCCCAAUCAUUAGGGAAGUCUCUGGCUAUCGCAAAUCGACGCCUUGUGUACGGCGGAGGCGAGCAAGGCCUCAUGGGGGCAGUCUUCCAAGCUACCCUCACUGCGGGAGGAAAAGUUACUGCGAUCAACCUUCGGACUUUUAUGGAGCAAGGAGGGGAGCGAGAAAAGGUCCCAGAGAACACCAUCUGUGGUGCUAGGGAAACGGGGUACGGAAUGUUCGUGCCUCCGGCUUCCUGCCAGGUCGAGACAGUCGUCGUCGAGUCUUUACAAGACCGGAAACUUGCGAUGGCAAAAAGGUGUCGUGGCUUUAUCGGACUUCCCGGCGGAUUUGGAACGUACGAUGAGGUACUAUCGAGAUUACGUUUCCUGAUACUUACGGUCAUACUAAGCCCGUUUCUUGAGCAGGUUUUCGAGGUGGCGACGUGGACACAAAUUGGACUCCAAAAUAGGCGUAAGUGUGUUUUGAAUCCGCUUCUUAUCGUUCUAGUCCAUACGACGUACGCAUGUCAGCCGUCGUUAUCCUCAAUGUUUUAGGUUUCUAUGAUCCGCUCAAACAACAAAUCGAGAACGCGAUAGAGGCGGGCUUCGUUGAAUCCUUCAACCAGUCUCUAGUCAUCUUUGUAGAUGGUCCCAACGACAAACAGCAACAUGAGACGUUUAACUGGGGUCAGGCUGCUUUUGCCGCGGUUGACAGAUGGUACGAGCAGAGGAAGGAUGUACCUAGACCAAGAUUUGUCUGGGAGAGUCGGCUAAGGGUGUAAGCAGGAAUUUGGCUCACUCCUUAUUAGCGUGAGUCACACGCCAGAUGGUUGGAAUUACCCUGUGAGUGGUGACGAGAAGCAAGGGUGGGUUAGCGGCAUAUUGUCGUUGCAGGCCCUCAAACACUGAGUUUUGGUUUCGAGGUGCUUAUAUGUGAU
Marasmius oreades (fairy-ring Marasmius) is the source of this 1093-nucleotide messenger RNA. RefSeq lists its product as uncharacterized. Gene Ontology annotation, biological process: cytokinin biosynthetic process. The coding region runs from base 93 to 710 and encodes 205 amino acids. Gene Ontology annotation, cellular component: cytosol. The record is from RefSeq and is a predicted model, not a curated record. NCBI's taxonomy places the organism in Eukaryota, Fungi, Basidiomycota, Agaricomycetes, Agaricales, Marasmiaceae. The transcript is spliced from 4 exons. Gene Ontology annotation, molecular function: hydrolase activity, hydrolyzing N-glycosyl compounds.